Canis lupus familiaris (dog) is the source of this 960-nucleotide messenger RNA. RefSeq names its product lipopolysaccharide-binding protein-like. The record is from RefSeq and is a predicted model, not a curated record. Bases 1 to 960 code for a protein of 319 amino acids. Gene Ontology annotation, biological process: defense response to Gram-negative bacterium; acute-phase response; innate immune response. The transcript is spliced from 10 exons. Gene Ontology annotation, molecular function: lipopolysaccharide binding. NCBI's taxonomy places the organism in Eukaryota, Metazoa, Chordata, Mammalia, Carnivora, Canidae.
AUGAAAGUGGAUGACAUUUGCAUCUCAGCUUUUCUGAACCUGGGCAAGGACCAGUCUGGACGGCUCACUGCCUCCAUGGCCCACUGCAACAACUCCAUUGGCCACAUCAGCAUUGACAUUUCCGGAAAACUAAGCUGGAUCCUGAACCUCUUCCAUGAGAGAAUUGAAAAUAAAUUCAAAAAUAUCUUGGAACAAAAGAUCUGCGAAAUGGUCGAGAAGGCAACCACCUCUCGCCUGGAGCCCUAUCUCCAGACUCUGCCAGUUAUCUCAAUGAUUGACCAGGUUGCCAGCAUUGACUACAGUUUAAUAGGAGCUCCUCAAGUGAAUUCUCAAGUCCUAGACACACCCUUCAAGGGUGAAUUCUUUGGCCAAAACGGGCACUCCCGAGCCCCCUUCGAGGCUCCGCCCAUCAGGCUGCCAGAGAAACAUGACUACAUGGUCUACUUUGCUAUCUCUGAAUAUGUCUUCAACACAGCCAGUUGGGUCUACCAUCAGGCUGGAUACAUGAACUUCACCAUUCAAAACCAGCACAUUUCCCCAGACUCUCCAAUCCACCUGCACACCAGCUCAUUCCCAGCCCUUGUUCCUCAGCUGGCCAGGAUGUACCCCAAUAUGGAGCUAGAACUUGAGAUGUCACCUGAGUCAGCUCCAUUACUGAUGUUCACCCCUGGAAAUGUGACCCUCAUGCCAGCAAUAGAUGUCCAGGCCUUCGCUCUCAAGCCCAACUCCUCUGACCGCAAGCCACUCUUCCAGCUCAGGGUGACAACAAGCAUCUCUGCCACCAUCAAUGUGAGCUCUGACAGGAUUGUUGGUUCAGUGACCCCAGGAAGUAAGCUGAAGUUGGAACUGAAACACUCCAACAUCAAUUUCAUCGACGUGGAGCUGAUGGAAGUCAUCCUCAAUUACUAUGCGCUCCACACCAUAUACCCCUCCCUCAAUGGUAAGAAUAGCUGCUACUGA